Drosophila ananassae is the source of this 2127-nucleotide messenger RNA. It is a transcript of the gene DIP-lambda, whose product is annotated as lachesin. The record is from RefSeq and is a predicted model, not a curated record. Gene Ontology annotation, cellular component: neuron projection. Lineage: Eukaryota; Metazoa; Arthropoda; Insecta; Diptera; Drosophilidae.
UUUGUUACUAGACGAAGCAAAAUCAUUACUGUAUACUAACUGCAACCCUCGGUGUAGCCGCGACCAAUCGGUAAGCAGUAUUUAUUAUCCCCAGUUACCGGUGAAGUGGCAAAUCUUCGUGCUCGCAAACAGAGAGUCAUGAGCUUAAAAGUUAGCAUCUAAUAAAAUCCUUAAGCAUGCUGUAUUCCUCUUCGGGAAUUCGGUUUAGUCCCAAAAAGACUUUGUAACGUGACGGUUGAAGUAAAUUCAAAAUAAUACAUUUUUUAAAGGGACCCGUAAACUACUUGUAAAUAUAUCGGGACCUUACCGCCGCUCGACCACAUAAAUAUGCCGGAUAAUGAUAUGUUUUUUUACUCUCAAUUUUUAAAAGUGGAAUUUUUUGAAUAAAAUAAAAAAUAGUCAAUUUCCGGGCAAAAAAGUACAAUAUCGUCUUCCUGCUAAAUGUCAAUUACUAUUAAUUAUUAAAAAAAUUACUUAAUAAAAUAAUUAUAACGAAAAUAGCGAAUUAUUUAUGACAAUAAUUAUAUAAGCCAAUUUACAUAAUGUACACAAAAAUUGAACAAAUAUGACAAUAUGAGCGAGGGUAAAAUCUGGAUGAAAAAAAUCAAGGGAUCACCUCGUAAAUCGAGAACAUUGUAUAUAUAAAUAAAAAGAGGAAUGUGUACCUGAAGAUCCAUCGAUCUAAUAAUAAAAAAAAAGACUGGCACGAUGAUUUUAAUAAAAUUGGGCCUUAAAGCAAUAGCUUGUGGCAUUGUUUUAAUACUUGAUAAUAUGUUAAACGCCUACGGAAGUCAUAUCAUUCCCCACACGCAUGGACAAAGCGAACCAAAUGACGUAGGUCCCGAGUUUUUGGCUCAAUUAACUAAUUUUACUGUACCCCAAGGACGUGACGUAUCAUUUACUUGCGUUGUUGAUAACUUGGGACCAUAUAGGGUGGCCUGGAUUAAAUCUGAUUCUAAAGCAAUACUUGGAAUACACACACAUAUGGUAUCUCUAAAUCCUAUAGCAGUAACUCACAACGGCCAUAACACUUGGAAGCUUCACAUUUCCCGCGUGCAAAUAAAUGAUUCUGGAAGCUACAUGUGUCAAGUUAAUACAGACCCAAUGAAAAGUCAGUCAGGGUAUUUGGAUGUGGUUGUUCCACCAGAUAUUCUUAACCACCCGACGCAUAAUCUUGAGGAAGGUGUUAGCACAGAAGGUGGCAGCAUUGCGCUGGAGUGCAGUGCAAUUGGCGUUCCAGAGCCAAAAGUGCAAUGGCGGCGUGAAGCAGGAAAGGAAAUUAUUCUUCGAGCUGAUAGUAGAGAAAAACAAGCUCUUAAAAUAGUGGAAGGAGAAAAACUAAUUUUGACAAAUGUUCAUCGAACUGAUAUGGGUGCCUAUAAUUGUAUAGCAUCUAAUGGUGUACCACCGUCAGUCAGUAAACGCUUCGACGUCCAAAUAAAUUUUCCUCCAACAAUAAAGGCCGUCAACCAAUUAGUAGGAGCACCUAUAGAAAGGGAGGUAACUUUAGAGUGCUUUGUCGAGGUUAAUCCAAAGCCCCUUAAUGGAUGGUAUCGCAAUGAAGGCAAUAUUAAGCUUCACAAUAGCAAUAAAUAUAAUAUUUCCGAAGAAAUGAUCAACUUGUAUACUUGGCAUCUUAAUCUUACCAUAAAGUAUCUUACAAAAUCCGACUUUGGAAGUUACAGCUGUUCAAGUGUCAAUGCCUUAGGGAAAAGUGAAACACGCAUUAGAUUACAAGAAUUACGAUUACAGCCAAAGACGACCACUAUAGAUCCUCAUGUGUACACAACGGCAAAGCCACGUCGUAAACAGCAACCCAGUUACAACAAGGGAUUGAACGAAGUGGUACGUGCUAAAGAAACUCAUUUCAAUCAAAUGCACCAAGAGAAUGCCCUGUUCGUCGGUGGAAUUGGUGUGUCUCAGCGUGCCAAAAGUGGAAUUUCUGAUGGUACUGUGGAAAGUGGAAAUGUCAUGAUAAAAGAAGCAGAAGUGCACACGCAACGACCUAUACAUCCAGGAUCGGAAAACGUAUACAGGACCUCUACCUCGGACCCCAAUCACCGCAUUCACCCUGGUUGCCUUCAAAAAGCGGCUCCCCCUUGGCACGAUUUAGAUAUCAUGUUCUAA